CCGUACUGCCCGUAUUUUACACUCUUUGAAUUUCUUAAUGAAUUAAUGUCUCGUGUGCUCUUUUAGGAGUGAGAAUGGGAAAAGCUACGAGAUGGUUGAAACGGUUGCUGGCGAUGAAGGUGAAAAAACGUUGGGCUUUUCGCCGGACGUCGGACAAUGAGCCGGAUUCCGGUGAAAUCCCGGUGGACGACUAUUAUUCGCCCUGCAGGCUAAUGACAUCUAAUUACGUCUUCCCACCUUCUGGUUCUGAGAAGUCGAACAGCAACCAGCCGGCGGCGAAACUUGACGGCGGCUGCCGAGGAAAAGUUGUCCGGCAUAGGGAGAGUUUCGCUGCUCUCCGAAUCCAAACUUUCUUCAGGGGCUAUUUGGCGAGGAAAGCACUAAGAGCUUUGAAAGGAAUAGUAAAACUACAAGCUCUAAUUAGAGGCUAUUUAGUUCGGAAAAGAGCCGCCGCUACUCUUUACUAUUUGGAAGCUCUCAUCAGAUCUCAGGCGGCUGCCAGGUCGGAAAGGUCUCGCCGCCGUCUUUCACCCGUCGGCAAAUGUGAGCCCACAUUAUACAACAAGCUGAAUAAAUCGUCAAGGACCUGGUGGAGGAGCACCACCGACGACGUGUCGGAUUCCGGCGAAGAUUACAAUUGUCCCUACCAGCCGCCGUCUCUCACUCCGGGCCGCCUAUCGAUUCCUGACCGUCGCCGUUUAUGCGAAUCGGAGUGGAGAUUUCUUGGCGGCGGCGGCGAGUGCAAGUUCUUGGCUGCUAAUAACUCGCCGCUGCAAUCUCGGCGGCGAUAUUCGCCGGGGAAGUGCGUCGGCGGGGAUGCCUGGAUCCGGCCGUAUUCCGAUUGCCCGGGUUACAUGGCGAACACGCAGUCAUUCACGGCUAAGCUAAGGUCUCUGAGCGCGCCGAAACAGAGGCCGGAGCCGAGGCAGAAGAAGCGGUUCUCAUUGAGUCAAUUAAUGGACGUGAGGAGCAGCUUCGGCGGCGGCGGCGGAGGAGCCCACGAGUCUUCUUGUUAUCUAGCCCAACAAGAGUAUGGAUACUUAGGGCUUUGAAAUUUCUUUUCUUUCCAAUUUUCAUAUGCUUUUUUUCCCAUUAAAUAAAAAAAUGGUAGCAAUACAUCAAAAAAAGUAUACUCCAUAUAUACUCCAUUAAAUCUCAACCAAACAAUCAUAAGUGUAGAUUAAAAAUAUUUAUACUACUCCACAAUUCUUUAUGUGGAUUAUGUGUUAAUAGCCUCUGUAACGAUAUAAAUUAAUACUUGAUCCGUUC
Molecule: messenger RNA, 1269 nt
Organism: Cuscuta campestris
Lineage: Eukaryota; Viridiplantae; Streptophyta; Magnoliopsida; Solanales; Convolvulaceae
Source: the annotation of a GenBank genome assembly